Messenger RNA from Chenopodium quinoa (quinoa), 2294 nucleotides. RefSeq lists its product as uncharacterized. Lineage: Eukaryota; Viridiplantae; Streptophyta; Magnoliopsida; Caryophyllales; Amaranthaceae. The coding region runs from base 885 to 2243 and encodes 452 amino acids. The transcript is spliced from 3 exons. The record is from RefSeq and is a predicted model, not a curated record.
AAACAUAAUAUGAUCUAUAGCAAAAUCUGGUCGUUUUCCUCUGCUACUUCUCCAAUAUCUGGCAUCUUCACAUAACUAAAUUCCUCAAGAAUACGAGUUUCUUCUACUUGAAACUUAGGAUGAGGUUUCCAAUACAAAGCUCCUUGAGAAAAAAUAACCUCAUCGUUACUGUGAGCGAUUAAUUCAAUACAUCACCUAGGAACAUUCGUCCAAUUAGGUUUAACUCUCCAACGAUGAUCACGCAGUGAAUAGAUUGCAAUUGCAAUCGACAGCUCACCGAGCUCAAAACAAACAACCUUACAAUCAUUACCAAAUCCUAAAUGUUCAACAUCAUCUGAUUUAGAAAUAAGAGGGCAAUCAGGAAGCAACACAGAUUUUCUAAUACAAGGGUUACACAAAUUCAGCUCUACUAUUUUACGCUGCAAAUUCAUCAACAACAAGCCAUUAACCAUAUCGAUCUCCGUAAACCAACGUGAUGCACUAUAUGUGACUAAUUCAGUAACUUUUCUAAUUGUAUCACUAUGACAGAACUAUGAAACUGAAGUCGUAUUUUGUUUUGGGCGCACGUUCAUCAGAUAAUAAGUAAGUAUUAGCGCAAUUGUUCUUGUAAAUUUUGAGAUAUGUUGAAAUAAAAUCACAAGAAUCAAUAAUAGAACACCAGGUUUUACAAACACAUCUAAAUCGUAAAAGGGUCUUGACUGCUGACCUAAGCAAAAUCUCCCUCCAUAAAUCUGGUGGUAAGAACUUGUGUUCUUGCGAUGCUUUCCGACAAACCCUCAUCAGUAAUCUCGCUUCAAACCUCAUUAUAAAACAAAUCCCAAAAUAGCAGACGAAACAGCAAAAUCUGAUCUUUUGCCUCUGCAGCUGCUGUGAAACAAUUUCCAAUGUCGAAUUCUCCAAUUGUCGAACAUGUUUCAGAGUGCUUCAUCAAGCCAAAACUCGACGACAAUGAUUCGAAACAGCCUCACUAUUUGUCACCUGGUGAUCUAGCCAUGCUCUCAGCUCACUACAUUCAGAAGGGUCUUCUUUUCAUGAAACCUUCUGCAACUGAUCAAAAAUUUAGCAUUGCAGAUUUCCAGGAAAAGAUCAGAGAUUCUCUUUCUCGCACUCUCGCUCAUUUUUAUCUGUUGACAGGUCAACUUUCAACACAGGUAGAUGAAGAUCAGCAUACUAGCUUGAUAUUCAUUGACUGCAACAAGGGUCCUGGAGCUAGAUUUAUCCAUGCUACUCUUGAUAUGACUGUUCAGGAUAUACUGUCUCCUAUCGACGUGCCUGCAAUUGUGAAAUCGUUUUUUGAUCACCAUAAAGCUGUCAAUUACGAUGGCCAUACUAGGCCUUUGUUAUCUGUUCAGGUAACAGAGCUUGUAGAUGGGAUUUUCAUCGGUUGUUCAACGAAUCAUGCAGUAGCUGAUGGAACUGCUUACUGGAAUUUCUGGAACAUAUGGUUAGAGAUACAUAUGCAACAAAGUCCUAUUUCGAUGUCAAAGCUACCAAUUCAUGAACGUUGGUUUCCUGAAGGAUAUGGUCCACGAGUCACCCUUCCCUUUAUCCAUACUGAUGAAUUCAUAAGCAGAUAUGAGGCACCUCAACUAAGAGAAAAAAUCUUCCAUUUCUCAUCAGAGUCAAUAUCAAAGCUCAAGAUGAAGGCAAACAUAGAAGUUGGAGAGACUAAUAAGGAGAUCUCGUCAUUCCAAGCAUUGUCUGCGCUAGUUUGGAGGUCUCUUAUCAGGGCACGCUGUUUAGCAGGUGAUCAGAAGACUACCUGCUCCUUGGAUGCUAAUCUGAGGCAGAGGUUAAACCCUCAACUGCCUCAAGGUUAUUUUGGGAAUUCAAUUUGGGUGGCUAAAGCUGCAGCCAAAGCUGAUGAAGUCAUUGACCAUAGUUUAGGAUGGACAGCUGAAUUGCUGCAGAACGCAGUGUUAGAACUGACUGAUAAAACAGUGCGAAGUGUGUUUGAGGCUUGGAUGAAGUCGCCUUUUGUUUAUCAGAUUGAUGCGUUCUUUGAGCCAGACAGCACUGUGAUUGGAGGCUCCCCAAGGUUUGAUGUGUACGGGAAUGAUUUUGGAGUCGAUAAACCAGUGGCUGUUCACAGUGGGUAUGCAAACAAGUUUCCUGGAAAAGUGACUGCCUAUCCAGGAAGUGAAGGAGGACAAAGCAUAGAUUUGGAGAUAUGCCUACCACCUGAUGCAAUGAGUGCUCUUGAAGUAGAUAAUGAGUUCAUAUCUCUUGCCACCAUGGGCUAGUAUACAUUUAGCUGAUUAUUAUCUUAAAAUUCAGUUUAGGUCAUCCGACUU